AUUUGAAGGCAAAGCGGAUUCACUUACGGUGGCAGUAUAGCUGACUUGAUAACGUCACACGCUGUCGACAUCGGGGAGCAGCGACUGCUUGUGUGUAACGUCUAGAUUGAGGUUAUUAUAAAGUUCGCUAGGCUAUAUUAACAUGGUUGGAAAGAUAAAACAUGUCCGUCAGAAGAUUCACCAGGAGGCAGUCAAGCUUGACAGGCCGAGCAUUCUCACACAGCCCCCCGACUCUGUGCUAUCUCAGAGUUUAGAGAAGCCUCCUGCCUUGGGACUACACACAAUAAGUCCUCCACUUCUGGAAAACAACAAGAGUGACGCCUCGAAAAAUGUUAAACAGGCUCUGGCAGAGAGCUCCUUCCCCACUGGGAUCUUUGCUGGCACUAAGAUAACUCCAGAGGCCCUGGUACAAACACUGAAGUUUGAGGAACCUCCAGAGGUACCCACACCUGCCAAGAAAGGCCCAGAAGAGAAGAAAGUAAAGCCAAAGAAAGAGAAGAUGAAGGAGAGGAGGGAGAGAUGGCUCAACAAGAUCAGUUCCAUCAAACAGGCCAAGGAGCAGCAGGCAGCUGAGGCCCGGAGGCAGGCCACGCCGGUGGUGGGAGACAUGAGGCCGCUGGCCGACGCCCUGCCGGAGCUCUCGCAGCUCAUCGCCCCCGCCACUACAGCCCUCACUGCUCGCCGCAAGAGCAGGAAAAACAAAGUGCCGGUGAAGAGGCCUGAGCCAACAGAUUUCAGUCAGAUGAAACAGUCACAGAAACGCAAACUCCUGGAAACAGAGACCAACCGGUUUAGCAACGCAGUAAAGACCCUCUCUGCCAAAAUGAACCCCCUGGCUGAUAUCGGUGAGCAGCUAAGGAAGAGGAUGAGGCAGGAAGAAGAGCAAGGUCCCAGCUAACAACAACAGCAGCAGCAGCUCAACUGUGUGAGACUGAAGUGCUUCCAGACUCAAAGCAAUGAGUCCCAGGAACGGAAACCCAACCCCAGUACAUCCUUGGGUUUAAAAGGAGGAAGAACCUGAUAUCUGGUACCCCAUCACACCUCUCAACCACUGACUAAAAGAUGUUGCUGACUGCUCCCAGACAAAGAUGAGUGGCAUAAAGUGUAUUCAGUUUUAUUAUCCAAAUUUCCUCUUCAAUAAUAAAUCACAGUACAUUUAGCAAUCACAUUUUAUGUGUAUUUUCUAUAUAUUGGAUUUCUAAUGUUUAUUUUCAGGUGCAUUUGUAUUGGCUCCAACUCAAAACAUUUAAUAAUCCAACGGUGCAUGUAUAAACAAAUCUGCCUUGUUUCUAUCAACACCUACACAACCAUUCCCACUCUUCUAUUUUCAGUAUCUUCUCAUUGUGCCGUAUUCAGAAUAAGAUCAGCUCCCAACACGGAGUGACUCAUCAGCAAUAACCAUAGCAACUCCACUGAUCUAUGUAAAUGAACAUCUUGUCAGGGCAACACUGAGCCACAAACUGAAUGAAAAUAUUGUACAACUGUCAUCAGUAAGGAGACCAACAUGUUAUGGAGAGAUGUGGAAAUCACUAUAUAUGCAUGUCUUCAGAUUUAAAGGAUACUCUCCUUGUUUUAGUGCCCAAACCUCCUCCAAGCACAAUGCUGAUGUAUUGAAAUGCACCAGAGUAUCUAUAAUGUAAUAAUUUUUUUUCAUAUAAUUAAAUAUCUGUUUGUGCUGAAGCUCAUUUCUGCCAAUUGAAAAUAAAACUCACCAUCUCUGUUA
Messenger RNA from Siniperca chuatsi (mandarin fish), 1723 nucleotides. RefSeq names its product SLX9 ribosome biogenesis factor (gene slx9). Gene Ontology annotation, cellular component: nucleolus; preribosome, small subunit precursor; 90S preribosome. The coding region runs from base 143 to 898 and encodes 251 amino acids. Gene Ontology annotation, biological process: maturation of SSU-rRNA from tricistronic rRNA transcript (SSU-rRNA, 5.8S rRNA, LSU-rRNA). The transcript is spliced from 6 exons. The record is from RefSeq and is a predicted model, not a curated record. NCBI's taxonomy places the organism in Eukaryota, Metazoa, Chordata, Actinopteri, Centrarchiformes, Sinipercidae.